AUGUUGGGGAAAGGAGGAAAGCGGAAGUUUGACGAGCAUGAAGAUGGGUUGGAAGGCAAAGUGGUGUCUCCUACUGAUGGUCCCUCUAAGGUGUCUUACACCUUACAGCGUCAGACUAUCUUCAACAUUUCCCUUAUGAAACUUUACAACCACAGGCCCUUAACUGAGCCGAGCUUGCAAAAGACAGUUUUAAUCAACAACAUGUUGAGGCGAAUCCAGGAGGAACUCAAACAAGAAGGCAACUUGAGGCCCGUGUUCGUGACCGCUUCGCAGCCCGCCGACCCUCUCGGCGACAACUUCCGCGAGGCCCAGCCGGCGUUCAGCCACCUCGCCUCCCAGCCCCUUCUCCCCGCUGACUUCGUAAGCACUACGCCCCUGGAGUCUUGCCUCACCCCAGCCUCUUUACUGGAGGACGACACUUUUUGCACUUCCCCGGCUGUCCAGCACGAUGGUCCGACAAAACCGCCACCUCCUGCUCUCCAACCAGUGAAGGACAGCUUCUCCUCAGCCUUGGACGAAAUCGAGGAGCUCUGUCCAGCACCUACCUCCGCAGAGAGUAGCGGGCGGCCACCGCCCGCAGGGGCAGUGGCGGCCGCCACAGCAGCCCCGGACUCUAAAGACCACCCCAGCGAGUCCAGCGUUCAAAAGCCUGACGGCCUCCCGGAGAGCAGAACGGCUGAAUCCAAACUCAUCGACUCGCUACCUGGCAACUUCGAGAUCACAACUUCCACGGGUUUCCUCACGGACUUGACCCUGGACGACAUCCUCUUUGCUGACAUUGAUACGUCCAUGUAUGAUUUUGACCCCUGCACGUCUGCCACGGGGGCUGCCUCAAAAAUGGCUCCUGUUUCAGCAGAUGAGCUCCUAAAAACUCUUGCUCCGUACAGCAGUCAACCAGUAACUCCCAAUCAGCCUUUCAAAAUGGACCUCACGGAACUGGAUCACAUCAUGGAGGUGCUUGUUGGGUCUUAAAAUACAGAAAUAGAGCAUCUUUUUUUUUUGUUUUGGUUUUGUUUUAAAAGUUUCAUUUUAAGUACCAGUAUAUACACUCGGUAGUAUUUCCAUAGCCCCUCCCACAGCACUGUGCAUGCGUCCUUGCUUGCCUUUUUGGAAAAGAAAAGGAUCACACUAGUUUUUGCUUCAAGCAGAGUUGGAGUGCCUUCAUCCACGUAUGACCACUUCUAAUGUAUUUUUUUUUUUUAAAGUGGUUCCUCAAGGAAGACCGAAUAUCCCGGUAUAGGAAAGAAUAUGUAUUGCAGACAAUGUUAUGUUAUUACAAAAAAACAAAAAGAAACAAAAAAAAAAGAAAAAGCUAAGCACAAGGAUUAUGUUGGGGAAAGCUGUAAAUUGCAUGUGCAUAUUUGUCUAUUUUUUCUAUAAGUUUUAUUGCAAGAGGUAAAAAAUUUUAUUAUUUAGAUAAUCUCGAUACCAUUUUAGCCCUGUAUAGGUUGACUUAGCAAACUCAGCCUUUUGGAGGCAUUAACCUGCUCCUCUUUAAGUGUUGCAUUUACAUGGCUGUUUAGAAACUGCUGCCCAAAUUUAUUUUAUAUUUUUGUACAGAUUCUGCAGUUUAUUAUAUUGUUUUUUCUAAAAACAAAUGCUGUUUAUACACACUCAAAAAAAAAAAUAGCUAUUUUGAUAGGGUUUGCUCACAUAGUUCCUGCAUAAUUCAGAUGUACAAGAACCACUUGUACUUUUAUACAGAGUUGUAAUGUUUUAUAUGUGUAUGGUGCAAAGAGAACGUUGGAUCAAACAAGCCUGCAGUCGGUUUCCCUGAAUGCAAACAAAAAAAAGUGCUUUAAGAAAGGGCUGGGAGCUGCUUCCGUCGGAGUUUCACAAGUGUUCGCUCCCUGCUGUACCCGCUGCGCACUACUGUGAUUCCUCAACCUUAGAGCCAUGUCCUUUUCCGACGCGUCCGUGAAGCAGUCGGCAGGAGACAGUUGUGGAACUUCACCCCCAAGAGGGCCCGAGCGCCGCC
Eurypyga helias (sunbittern) is the source of this 1978-nucleotide messenger RNA. RefSeq names its product SERTA domain-containing protein 2-like. Gene Ontology annotation, cellular component: nucleus. The record is from RefSeq and is a predicted model, not a curated record. Lineage: Eukaryota; Metazoa; Chordata; Aves; Eurypygiformes; Eurypygidae. Gene Ontology annotation, molecular function: transcription regulator activity.